AAAUGCUCAGAGCCAUGCAGACACUCUGUGGAUUUCAUCUUUUAAUUGUUGUUCAGCUGUCUCUGGCAGCAGGAAGCAGUGCAGACUGGAAGCCUCUCAGGACUUCAGUCAGCACUAAUACUGGAAACAGGGCAUAUCUUCAGACGACUCCACCAAGGCCUGACCCUCUCCUCUCUGGUCCUGGGGCUUCUGGAAAGUCUGAUCCUUACAGCAAACCGGAAUCAAAACAACCAAGUGAAACCAACAGCAGUGUGGGUAUGUGGUUUAAGGAAACUCUGACGUCAAAGACAACUUGGAAGACCUCUGAAAGCUUUAGGCUCUGCACUAAAGACGCAGUUGGGACAGAAGUUUGGUCCGACCAGGACUUGAUGAACUCUCAAAAUGUGCACACUAAAAGCAGGCAUCAGUUCAUAGUUAUUAUGGAGGAGGAGCCUGCAGUGAUCGAGUCGGCCACUCACCUGUUUCAGAGGCAUCCCACUGAAUCCACCCUGUUGAGCUACCAGAGGGGGGCGCUGCAGACUCUCAGUGGGAGCUGUUUAGUCUCAUCUGGUAAUGAUGAUGUCAUACUGGUUGGUCACAGCAGCACUGGAUCCAAUGGCACAGUCCUUUCGGGUUAUGGUCCAGAAGAACUCGCCAGAGUUGUGUCAGCUUUAAAAUCUCAGAGUGUCUUUGGUCCUCUUGACACCAUGAGCAUCAUCAGCUGCAACCUCGGAAACGACCGAAACUUUAUGUUAGAGCUGCUCCAAGUCCUCCAGUCUCUUGGUGUGGAAACAAAACUGAACCUGUAUGACGCCUUCCUGUCUGUCAGCACUGAUGGAAAGAUCCUGACCAGGACUGAGGGGGUCUGGAGGUCCCAUGACCACGGAAGAAGAGUCACUGCUGAAGUGGACCAAACAGGAAACCUGUGCACAAGAGCAGAACUUGGCUGUGCCGGCCCAGUGUUUCCAGAUUAUAGAGGAAAUGUUUUGUAUCUUCAGACACUCGAUUGGCCAAGACACCCUCAAAUGUUUGUUCCAAGAGAGCUUCGCAAAAAGUACUCCUCUAUUGACUGCCUGGAGGGGCUGACAUGGAGCUUGUUCUAUGAGACUGAAAGACGGCGUGCUUCUGAUUAUGUCCCACAGGGCGCACACGAACAGAAGAAAGUGGUUUGGCUUACAGAGCCAGGACCAGAGGGAGACAUCGUCAUCAAGCACAUCAAUGACAUCCAAGAUCUAGUUGUGGAGAUACGAUACAAUGCCAGAGAGGAGGUUACAUCAGACCUUUACUACGUUCUGAAUGAGUGCAUAUACAGGGUACACGGGAGGAAUCUCAGUGUCACAUUGGAGGGGAAGUUCAUGAGCUCUGACAAUCCUGCAGAAAUUGAAAACUUCCGUCAACAUUUCAACGAGCCACAGGGAGAGCCAUCCCUGCAGGAUCUGAGACAGGGUCUCAAACCCUCCAAAUUCAAUGACUUCUGUCGGCAGACUUUCCAGUACCAGCAGUGCAGCUACAACUGUGAGAGGUGGGGUCGAUACUUCAUGUCAGCCGUGUUUUCAGCAUCAGUGCUCAACUUCAGAACAUUCUCGCUCUUCCUCAUGAGCGUCAUAGGUUGUGAGGUUGGUCGAACACGGGGAACGGACAGCGCCCUGUGCACAGCAUUUGUUGGAUCUGACCACCCCAUGGAGACGGAAAACCCCCGGCCUGAAGGUCUGCGUAGAGGAUUCUAUGGCUGCUCCAUUGAGAACUACGAGAUGGCUGCUCAGGAGAAGCAGAUUUGGUUGGAUCAGGUUGUGGCGAAGGAGAAUUCCCUGUACAUGAAAUCGAAGCAGAUGAUGAACACGGUCGACCACGAUGAGCAAACAGAGCUUGAAAUCUUUGGGAAGGUGAAAGUCAUGAAUAAGUAUGUGUUCUCAUCUUAUCUGGAGUUUUUCAGAGGAACACCUGAAGGGAAGAAACUGAAGAGAGGAUGUGCUCCUUCUUUCAGUAAUAAUUAUAAACCAUAAAGCUGAUAUAGUGUGAUUAUUGUUUUAUUACUUUUUGCAAUAUGGGUUAGAGUAUUCCUUUA
Molecule: messenger RNA, 2044 nt
Organism: Notolabrus celidotus (New Zealand spotty)
Lineage: Eukaryota; Metazoa; Chordata; Actinopteri; Labriformes; Labridae
Exons: 3
Coding region: 3-1982 (659 amino acids)
Source: RefSeq, a predicted model, not a curated record